UUGAAUUAUCUUAAAAAGGAAGUUCUUGAUCUGUAUCUUCUUGUUUUUACUAUGGAACUAACGCUUUCAGAAUGACGAUGAAUCGGACGCCGCCGCGGCGCUGCGACUUCGUGUGCUUCCCGAAAAUAUAAAGGAAGAGUUAAAAAAGCUCAAAAGAAGACUAAAAGGAGAAGAACUGCAGCAAGCAAAAUCUGCUGAUAGCAAUGAAGAUCAUGAAGGAGUUAAAUUAAUUUCGGGAGUUAGUGCCACCAAAGACAAAUCUUCAACGAGCAUAGACCACCCUAAUACCGAUAAUGACAAGGAGGAGGCUGAGAAGAAGAUUGCUGAGAUGAUCAAUCAGCUACGUCGUUUGAAUCGUAUCUAUACUUGGGGAGACAAUAUUCCAGAUCCAUUCAUCGGGUUCUUUGAGUUAGACUUACCAGAAGCUUUGCAGAAUUCCUUAAAGGAGUACGGCAUUGAGACUCCGACUCCUAUCCAAAUGCAGGCUAUCCCUCUCAUGACUGAACAUAGGGAUGUCCUCGCUAGCGCUCCCACAGGUGAGCUUCAACCUACUUUUCUCCCAAGUUUACGUCUUAAAUUGAUGCAUUUUUUGUUCUUGCAACUUUAG
Strongylus vulgaris is the source of this 607-nucleotide messenger RNA. The record is from the annotation of a GenBank genome assembly. NCBI's taxonomy places the organism in Eukaryota, Metazoa, Nematoda, Chromadorea, Rhabditida, Strongylidae.